Molecule: messenger RNA, 3104 nt
Organism: Phlebotomus argentipes
Lineage: Eukaryota; Metazoa; Arthropoda; Insecta; Diptera; Psychodidae
Product: RNA-binding protein MEX3B
Exons: 4
Coding region: 8-1210 (400 amino acids)
Molecular function (GO): RNA binding
Source: RefSeq, a predicted model, not a curated record
GCUCGAGAUGUCCUCAUUGUUUGAUUCGGACGAGACUGCAGCCAUAGAAGAACAACGCGCUCUUCAGCUCGCUUUUGAGCUCUCCAUGUUGGGUCUUACUGAACCCUUUAUGUCUGCUCCCGACGCUCCUAUCGAGUAUGCCACCCCUUUCCAGUCACCUCUUGACGAACGAUUUAAGAAGUCCCAAAAUAUGACCGAGUGUGUGCCGGUGCCCAGCUCAGAACACGUCGCCGAAAUCGUUGGUCGACAAGGAUGUAAGAUAAAAGCAUUACGUGCCAAGACGAACACGUACAUUAAGACACCAGUUCGCGGUGAGGAGCCAGUUUUUGUGGUUACUGGACGAAAAGAGGACGUGGCUAAGGCAAAGAGAGAAAUUUUAUCGGCUGCUGAACAUUUCAGUCUUAUUCGUGCUUCGCGAAAACCAUCACUUGCAAAAGGUGCACCACUUGGACCAGCAGUUACAAUACCGGGUCAUGUGACUAUUCAGGUACGCGUGCCCUACCGGGUGGUCGGCCUAGUCGUGGGUCCCAAAGGUGCUACCAUAAAGCAUAUACAACAACAAACUCACACGUAUAUUGUGACACCAUCACGAGAUAAGGAACCUGUUUUCGAGGUAACUGGUCUACCGGAUAGUGUACAGGCAGCCCGCCAUCAAAUUGAGGCGCAUAUUGCGUUGCGUACGGGCCAGACGGCUAGUCUUGGACAGCUACUGGGAGAUGAUGAAUUACUAGCAUCACUGUAUAAGAACGGAUUAGGCUCACUGUUCGGAUAUUUAGAAAAUCAAGCUACACAAACUAGUACUUCCACAUCAUCGGCCGCGUCUACAGUUAGCUCUAAAAGCGGCCACAUGAGCCGUCCCGAGUUAAUAAACAUAUGGAAAAAUCUCUCUAGUGGUGACAGCUUAGAUUUCGAUGAAGGUUUAGGCGAUUCACCUAGUAUAUGGUCAAUGCAACCUUCGUCGCUGCUGGAGUCAAGGUCAUCACCGUCGGCAUCCGCCAGUCCUACAGAUUCGUUACUAAGUGGUGCACCACUGGCCCAGCAAAAACGCGAAUGUCUCAUGUGUGGAGAUAAGGAAGUAACUGGUGCUCUUGUACCCUGUGGUCACAAUAUGUUCUGCCUAGAAUGCGCGAAUCGAAUUAGUGCUCCUGGUGAUGCACUUUGUCCUGUAUGCAGUCAGACAGUGAGUCAGGCCAUUCGCAUAAUUCCUUAAAUUAGGUUUCAAAUAGGACGGGUCGCCGACAACGAAAUUGUGUAAGCCAUUAUGAGUUCUCUCUGUAGUAGUCCAAAAAGUCCCAACAAGCCACAUAAGCACUGCAUAUAAAGUACGAUGUAUAUAAAUAGAAUAUUUUUGUAAAGUGAUAAAUGUAUCUGUUCUUCAUCACUGUCGAUAAGACACUCUUGUAAUAAUGAAUGAAUUCUCAGUUUAGGUACGAAGGGAAAAACCAGCCCCAUUGAGAGGUAUAUGAAGCGAGUUCAAGUUUUGCACUUUAUCUCAAGAGUAGUGGACUGUUUUAGUUUUGUUAUCGUGCUGGUAAAAGGAUGAUCCAAACUGUUGGCAAGAUGGCCAUUAAAAAGACGUCAGAGUGUUUUUCAUAACAGCACCAAAUUUAAAAUUUACCAAUUUCUUUUACUCUUCUUACUUUUGGUGUGAAAUAAUGCGUUAUGUAUAAUUUAUAGGACAUUGCCCACGAUCUCUAUUUAGGAAGAAUGGUAUAAUUAAUUUGAGACAUCUCUUUCAACUUUGUCUCUGUUUUAUUGUUCAUAAUUGUUUAUUUACAUUUAAAAGAGAAUUCUGUGAAAAUUGAUACAUUAUUUCAGUAAAAAGGAAUCAAUUAAGUCUAGGAAUUGAAAAGCGAGAUCAAAUCAUUUGACGGCUUUUAUUUGAUUUUUUCAGUGAAUUCUGACAAUACACACUAAAAGUUUCUCUUCGUAAUUGGCCUCCAAUUUGCCGGCCUUUGCAUUUGAAACGUGUUAAGAAUGCUGUUUUUGGGACUGACUGGUCAGCUCUUUACCUUUCAAGGCCAAAUCUAAAUCUGAAGACUAGAGACGUUUACACAAAGAAAACUAAAUCUUAUUAUUGUUAUAAUUUUAUUUUUAGUCUAAUAUUUUAAGUCUGAUACAAUAUAAAAGGCAUUCUGAAACGAAAACGCUAACUUUUAAUUAUAUGGCUAUUUUUCCUAAAGAUUGUCACGGGCCAUACCAGUUAGAAGGCGUCAUCAUCCAGUGAAAAAUUAAAACCAAAUUAGUCCACUGUUUUCGUUUCUAUCUAUUUUUUCUACUUCAAAUGCCAUACUCUCAAGUUACAAAUCCUAUUGUAGCAAGUUUUUAUAAAAAUAUUUUAAAAAUUGUAAAAUAUAAAUUUUUUUUGUAAUAAAAUUGAACUCGCAACUACCACCUAAUAACAAUGGAUCAGUGGCUAAACGAUGCAAUGUUGGAUUACUUAACGAUAAUUACUCGUAGGUAGUAAGAAAAAGUAAACCUUUAUAAAGUAAAGACAUAUUUAUCUAAUGUAACUUAUCCAAAAGUGAAAUAUAAACAGAUUUAGAGUAUAGAAAAAUAAAAAGUCUAAAUCAAAUGUAUGAAAAUAAGUGAAAAGAAACAGAUGACACAAUAUAAGACAGAGAAAUAAACUUUAAAAGUCUGAUAUUUGAAGGCAAUUUUUCAUCACAAUUAAUAAUAUUUCAAAUAGUUCAUAUUUAAAACUUAGAAUGGAAAUAGAAUAAAACCAAUUAAUAAAUAAUAAAAAUCGUUACAAAAUUGUAAACAUUAGAUAACAUGACAGUGAUUAGAUCUUUGUAUUGCAAUACAUUAUGACAAAUGGAAUUAUUGUUCCAGUAAAUUAACGUGAUGUUUGUUUCGUACUUCCUCUAUUUCCACUCACGAUAUGAUCAGUGUCACCACCAUGGCUUGACGGAAAACACAAGGCUAACAAAGGGCUGUGAAAUCAAAACUAACUGCCAUUUCGCGACUCUCGCACACAAGGGAAAGCUCUUAGACUAAGUAUAGAAGGCCGUUAGGACAUCUUUUUGAGCGCUCACAUGUUCACAGAAUCUGUUAGUGCUCUAAAUCACGGAAAGCAACUUUUGUGAGGUAAAAAUAGUGAA